UUUACUCUGACCUCGCAGGUAAAUCGUUGGCUCAACUGGCUUGAAACUGCUGAAGAAGAAGACGAUGAAGAUGAGGAAAAUGCCAGUGAAUCAAAGAAAUGUGAGGAUGUUUCACAAACUGAGCAGGUUGAAGUGAAUAGUUGCUAA
Protopolystoma xenopodis is the source of this 147-nucleotide messenger RNA. The record is from the annotation of a GenBank genome assembly. NCBI's taxonomy places the organism in Eukaryota, Metazoa, Platyhelminthes, Monogenea, Polystomatidea, Polystomatidae.